AUGUCUCUCCUCCCAGCAGAACAUGCGCAGUACUCUGCCAUCAUCGACGGUAUCCUCGCCUCCUCCGACCUGCAAACCAUCUCCUCCAAGCAAAUCAGGAAGAGCCUCCAGCAAGAGUUGCAACAUGACAUCUCCGACAAGAAGGCCCGGCUUUCCUCCCCCACUUCUUCCCUCAACCAGCUAACAUUAACCCAGGACGCGGUCCAAAAACUCAUCCUCGAACGCUUCGAUCAUGCCAAUAAUGCAGCAGCGGAAGCAGAAGAUGCCCCCCUUCCUACCAUCGAAUCCGCACCCCUAGCUACGAAUGGUCAUGUCAAAGCAGAGCUCCCCUCCCACGCCCGCGUAAAAAACGAAUCCACACCUCCCUCCUUCCGGGCAAUCUCCACACCCUCCGCCUCCGCCUCCGCCUCAGUCGCCAAGUCCGAGCCAGAAUCCGACUCAGACAAUAUCGCACCCCCAAAAAAGAAGCGGAAGCAAAUCUCGAAGCAAGACUCGGACGCCAAGUUAGCGGCGAUGCUGCAAGCGCAAGAGAAUAGUAGGGUUAGUAGAUCUACGAGAGGGGCUGGGAAUAAGAAAGUGGUUAAGAAAACGCCAAAGAAGCCGCGGAAGAAGAGCGAGAAGAAGGUUAAGGCCGAGGAUGAUUCGGAUAUUGAGGUGGGGAGUGAUGGGGAGGUGAAGGAGAAGGUUAAGAAGGGAGGGUUCCACAAGCUUUAUCAUUUGAGUGCGCCGUUGGCGGAUUUGGUCGGGGAACCGACUCUCUCGCGCCCCCAAACCGUCAAGAAGAUAUGGGAGUACAUCAAAGCGCGCGACCUGCAAGACCCGAACGACAAACGCCAGAUCCGGUGCGACGAGAAGAUGCAAUUGGUGUUUAAGCAGGACAAGGUGCAUAUGUUCACCAUGAACAAGAUCUUGGGGAAGCAGCUUUAUGAUGUUGAGGAAGAGUAA
Hyaloscypha bicolor E is the source of this 945-nucleotide messenger RNA. RefSeq names its product SWIB-domain-containing protein. Bases 1 to 945 code for a protein of 314 amino acids. The record is from RefSeq and is a predicted model, not a curated record. Gene Ontology annotation, biological process: nucleolar large rRNA transcription by RNA polymerase I; transcription initiation at RNA polymerase I promoter. Lineage: Eukaryota; Fungi; Ascomycota; Leotiomycetes; Helotiales; Hyaloscyphaceae. Gene Ontology annotation, molecular function: RNA polymerase I cis-regulatory region sequence-specific DNA binding. Gene Ontology annotation, cellular component: nucleus; RNA polymerase I upstream activating factor complex. The transcript has 3 exons.